Dama dama (fallow deer) is the source of this 7431-nucleotide messenger RNA. RefSeq lists its product as uncharacterized. Gene Ontology annotation, molecular function: aspartic-type endopeptidase activity; zinc ion binding; nucleic acid binding. NCBI's taxonomy places the organism in Eukaryota, Metazoa, Chordata, Mammalia, Artiodactyla, Cervidae. The record is from RefSeq and is a predicted model, not a curated record. Gene Ontology annotation, biological process: virion assembly; proteolysis. The transcript has 4 exons.
AGCAUUGGAGACACAGAUACAGAGAACAGACCUAUGGCCAAGCGUGGGGAGAAGAGGGAGAGGGUGAGACGAAUGCAGAGAGUAGCAUGAAUGCGUAUACACCAACCUGUGUAAACGGACAGCCAAUGGAAAUUUGCCGUAUGACUCGGGGACUCAAAUUGAGGCUCCGUAACAGCCCAGAGGGGCGGGAAUGGUGAGAGGUGGAGGCAGAUUCAAGGGGGAGGGGACAUAUGUACACCUAUGGUUAAAUAUAACAGAGAUCAAGCCAAUAUUGUAAACCAAUCAUCAAUCAAAUAAAAAUAAAUAUUUUAAAAAUAAAUAAAUUGAAAGGUAUAAAAGGGUUUUACCAGAUCCUCCCAAGCGCUGGAAUUCUUAGGAUGGACUUAAAAAACUUGUAUUAGGUUCACAAGAAAAGUUCAAGUACUUGGAGAAGUUCUGGUUGUUAGAUCAAGGUCCUUGAACACUUAAGAACCAAAUACAUUAAAUUUAUAAAUGCAGUUUCAAAGUGUUCAUGGGAAUUUAAUUAGCUAGUCCUGUAACUGGGACCAAUUAAGGCUGUUUAUUAGCACUCCCCUUGAUUGUUUUGAACUGUAACCAAGCAGGAAAACAUCCUUCCAGCCUCUCCCCUAAGUCCACUCAUCCACUAGCAGGAGACAGACUGGCGUUUGCAAGCUUUGCUGGACUCACACUUUACAGUGAACAACCUUCCCCUGCUCCCAGCCUCCCACUCCCUUAAAGAAUGGGGUGUUUAUCUUGAAUCCUGUGUCUGACUGUUUACAACCCCAUGGACUGUAGCCCACCAGGCUCCUCUGUCCAUGGGAUUCUCCAGGCAAGAAUACUGGACAGGAUUGCCAUGCCCACCUCCACGGGAUCUUCCUGACCCAGGAAUAGAACCCCAGUCUCCUGGGUUACCAUGCCGUCCUCCAGGGGAUCUUCCUAACCCAGGGAUUGAACCUGGGUCUCCUGGGUUGCCACGCCCUCUUCCAGCAGAUCUUCCUGACCCAGGGAUAGAACCCCAGUGUCCUGCAGGCAGACUCUUUACCAUCUGCGCCACCAGACAAGCCCUUAGUAAUCAUGAAUACAUGUUAUCAUGCAUUUGUCAAAACCCAUAAACCUGCACAAUGCAGAGUGAAGUCUAACGUAAGCGGUGGACUUUAGUUAAUCACGACUUCAUUCAUCAACUGCGGCAAAAUUUGGGCCUGUGAGGCUGCCAGGGUUAAUACCAUGACAGGCGGCCUGGACCUAAGUUUUAGCUUCCCCCGAAAUGGUAAGAUUCCCUACCCGCAUCAAGUAACCUGGAGCCAGCCAAUCAAUAUGCGCCCAACAAGAACAAAGGGAGAGCUGAAAAGCCCGCGAAAGUCUGUACGGAUAGAAUUGCUUUGCAAACAUGUAACCAAUCCGCUUAAGCCAGUUACUAACCGCUUUUGCAUAUCUCAUAAAUUUGUGUAACAAGCUUGAGCUCGGCGCUUUCUGACCCUGCACCAUCGUGAUGUUGGUGGCAGAAGGCCCUGGCUCGAGACAGUAAUAAACUUCCCUUUUUUUGCGAGUUGCAUUGUCUUGGAAGCCUUCUCUCUCUUCCCGCUCGGGGAUUCGGACAUCGGGCAUAACAUUUGGGGGCUCGUCCGGGAUCCCUUGACCGGGAGAAGAGAACGCUUACAGAACAAAGGGGAAGGAUAAAUAAUAACACCGGUGCUCAGGAAGCAGGGAGGCAGCCGACUCCGCUGGAAGGCUUUUUAUAAACGGGGAGCCAGUCGGCGUAAGGCCUGGGCCAGCGGACGCGCUGGGAGGCAGCCGACUCCGCGGGAAGGCUUUUUAUAAACGGGGAGCCAGUCGGCGUAAGGCCUGGGCCAGCGGACGCGCUGGGAGGCAGCCGACUCCGCGGGACUCCGCGGGAAGGCUUUUUAUAAAGGGGGAGCCAGCCGGCGUAAGGCCAAGGCCAGCGGACGCGCUGGGAGGCAGCCGACUCCGCGGGAAGGAAAGUUCCUCUCCCGACCCCGAGUCUGAUGAACAGCGGACGUCAUUCGGUAAGGUGAAUCUGCCACCGGGAGGCAAGAAAAUUCAGGGGGCCCGAAAACCCAGCGCUGUGUCGUCGGCCGACGUUUGUUUGUCCGUGUGUUUGUCUUUGGCUCUCCGUGUUUUUUAUGUGUGCCGGCAUUGUCUCUAGUCUCGUUCUCUUCUGGUGCAUUGUUCUCUCUCACUUCUGACUUAUUCUCUUUCUCUCUCUUCCUUACCGUUAAUUCUUUGACCAUGGGGCAAGGAGAAUCUACCCCACUUUCUCUCAUGACUGACCAUUUUUCGGAUGUCAGGGCCAGGGCCCAUGACUUGUCUUUGCUGGUCAAGAAAAGUAAAUUAAUAACUUUUUGUUCUGCAGAGUGGCCCGCCUUUCAGGUUGGAUGGCCUCCGGAAGGCACCUUUCAACCGUCCAUCAUACAGGCUGUGAAGGAAAAGAUUAUGGCUCCUGAUCCCUGGGGCCAUCCGAGUCAGGUCCCCUAUGUCAUGGUCUGGCAGGAUCUAGUGGAAAAUCCGCCUAAAUGGUUAAAACCUUUUGUUUACAAACUUCCUAGUUCCUCCAGUUCACAGGUCCUGGUGAUGGAGACCCCCCCGGAGGAAACCAAAAAGAAAGAGGACCCAAAACCAGUCCUUCAGGAAUCUUCUUAUCCAAACCUGAUAGAUCUAGAAAUGGAGAUAAGGCCUCCGCCAUAUGUGCCCUCCUUGCAAUCCCCUCCGAGGAGAGAAGCUCCCACAGGUGAACCGAGAGGAUUAAGAGGGCCAACGGGAACCAACCAUGAGGGGGGACCGGCAUUGGGGACCCGGGGGAAAACUAAGGGAGAUAAGGGUAAGCAAGACCCUGGGGACCUAGAGUUACCUUCAUCCACUGUUCAGGCGCUCCCUGUCCGAGUGGGACCAACUAACCCGGACGGAGAGCGAACCUAUCAGUACUGGCCCUUUUCCACGAGUGACCUGUACAAUUGGAAGACCCAAAACCCUCCUUUCUCAGAGAAGCCCCAAGGCCUCAUUGACCUCUUAGAUUCCAUUUUGUUCACUCAUAAUCCCACCUGGGAUGAUUGUCAGCAGCUGUUGCAGGUGCUCUUCACCACGGAAGAACGGGAGCGAAUUCUGGCAGAGGCGCGGAAACGGGUACCAGGGGUCGACGGGAGGCCAACUGCCCAGCCUCAUCUUGUGGACGAGGGGUUUCCCCUGUUGCGGCCUAACUGGGAUUUUGAGCGAGUGGAAGGUAGGGAGCGUCUCCGAGUAUACCGCCAGACUCUAAUGGCUGGCCUGCGGGCUGCAGCAAGAAAGCCGACAAAUCUGGCAAAGGUAAAUUUAGUAAGGCAAGAGCCCACUGAAAGCCCGGCAGCCUUCCUAGAGAGGCUGAUGGAAGCUUUCAGGCAAUAUACACCUAUGGACCCCCAGGCUGAGGAGUCACGCGCUGCAGUUUUGUUAGCGUUUGUGAAUCAGGCAGCCCCAGAUAUUAGGAAGAAAUUACAAAAAGUAGAGGGAUUGGGAGAACAGACAAUACAGGAUUUACUGAAAGUAGCUGAAAAGGUAUUUAAUAAUAGGGAGACCCCAGAAGAAAGGGAAGAGUGAAUUCGGCGGGAGGAAAGGGAAUUAGCGGAGAAGAUCAGGAAAGAAGACAGGGAACAUAGGGCUAGAGAAAACCGGAAGAACCAGAAGGAGCUAGCCCAGAUUCUUUUUGCGGGGAUAAAGGCUGGAACAGAAUUGAGGGAACCUCGAAACCCCCGGACGAGAGAAAAAGAAAAACCAAAAAGGCAGGCCCUAAAGAAGGAUCAGUGCGCCUACUGCAAAGAACAGGGGCACUGGAAAAACAAGUGCCCUAAGAGGGACUCAAAGAGAGGAAUGACCCAGAGAGAAAAAAUCCCCCCUGGAACUCGAGUUCUAUAUGCGGGGGAAGACAGUGACUAGGGGAGUCGAGACUCGGCACCCCUCCCCGAGUCCUGGGUAACCAUACAUGUGGAGGGGAAACCCGUUGGCUUCACGGUAGAUACUGGCGCCCAACACUCUGUUUUAAAUAAAAAACUGGGACCAAUGUCUAAGAAAGCCAGCUUAGUGCAAGGAGCCACGGGGACAAAAAGAUAUUGUUGGACCACAGAACGGAAAGUAAAUCUGGGGACCCACCAGGUGUCCCAUUCGUUUUUGGUGAUACCAGAAUGCCCAGCCCCUCUACUUGGAAGAGACUUGUUGACUAAAGUUAAUGCUCAGAUCCAUUUUGACCCCGGGGGAAUGUCAGUCACGGAUGGACUUGGACAACCGAUACAUGUCUUGUCCCUAGCCUUAAGGGAUGAAUACAGACUUUUUGCGCCUAAGCCCUCAGAGACCAUAGCACUAGAUGUACAACCGUGGGUCCAUAAAUACCCAUUGGCCUGGGCAGAAACAGCAGGAAUGGGACUAGCUAAACAGAGACAUCCGGUCGUCAUCGAGCUAAAGGCCGAGGCAAUUCCUGUGAGGGUGAGACAGUACCCUAUGAGCCAAGAAGCUCGGCGGGGGAUCACUCCCCACAUUCGACGGCUCAUGGAGGCCGGAAUUCUCAGGCGAUGCCAAUCCCCUUGGAACACCCCCUUACUGCCGGUGAAGAAGCCAGGGGGGACGGAUUACAGACCUGUCCAAGACCUGCGAGAAGUCAACAAACGGGUGAGUGACAUACACCCAACUGUCCCUAACCCGUAUACUCUCCUGAGCAGUUUACUGCCUGAGUACACUUGGUACACUGUGCUGGACUUGAAGGAUGCCUUUUUCAGCCUACCCCUGGCAGUCCAGAGCCAGGAGAUAUUUGCCUUUGAGUGGACUGAGGGGGAAGGCCAACCGGUAGUACAAUUAACUUGGACCCGCCUCCCACAGGGGUUCAAGAACUCCCCUACCUUGUUUAAUGAGGCUCUGAGUGAGGACCUCUACGAAUAUCGGGCUUGCCACCCAGAGGUCAUUCUGCUACAAUAUGUAGAUGACCUUAUGUUGGCUGGAACCACAGAGGAAGCUUGCAGCCAUGCCACUGGGGACCUAUUACAGACCCUAGGCAUCUUGGGGUAUCGCGCUAGCGCAAAGAAGGCACAAAUAGCCCGGCAAGAGGUCACCUAUUUGGGGUAUAAGAUCAGACAGGGGCAAAGGUGGCUAACCCAGGCCAUGAAAGAAACAAUAUUGCAGAUACCAGAGCCCAAAAACCCUCGCCAGGUGAGAGAGUUCCUGGGGACUGUUGGAUAUUGCAGACUGUGGAUUAUGGGGUUUGCUGAGAAGGCCCGGCCCUUAUAUGAGGGAAGUAAAGAGACCCCAAAGUGGACUUGGACUGAGCCAAUGAAACAGGCUUUCCAGACACUCAGACGGGCCCUACUAGAAGCCCCAGCCCUUGCCCUGCCUAACCCAAAUAAGUCAUUCCAGCUGUUUGUAGAUGAAAAGCAAGGAAUAGGAAAGGGGGUCUUGACUCAACAAUGGGGACCAUGGAAGCGGCCGGUAGCAUACCUUUCGAAGCGAUUAGACCCGGUGGCCGCUGGGUGGCCCCCUUGCCUUCGCAUCAUUGCAGCUACAGCCCUCCUCGUCCACGACGCUGACAAGUUGACGUAUGGACAGCAACUCUCGGUUUACACCCCCCACGCAGUGGAAGGGGUUUUAAAGCAGCCGCCGGGUAAGUGGAUCUCCAAUGCCCGCUUGACACACUACCAGGCCUUGCUGCUCGAUGCCCCACGGGUGCGUUUUCAGACCCCUUGCUCCCUAAAUCCGGCCACGCUCCUACCCAACCCAGAGAAGGACAGCCCUCUCCAUGAUUGCAGUGAGAUACUGGCUGAGGCCCUGGCGGCACGAAGAGACUUAACUGAUGUACCCCUAAGCAACAGUGAGCUAGUAUGGUUCACCGAUGGGAGCAGUUAUGUAAAAGAUGGGCAAAGGAAGGCGGGAGCCGCCAUAGUUGAUGAUUCAGGGCGGACGAUAUGGGCUGAGACACUACCCCCAAACACUUCUGCACAAAAAGCAGAAUUGAUUGCCCUAAUACAGGCUCUGGAGCAAGCCAAAGGGAAGAGAGUCACCAUUUUUACUGACAGCCGAUAUGCUUUCAGCACUGCCCAUAUUCAAGGUCCCAUAUACCAAGAAAGGGGAUUUCGGACAGCUGAGGGAAAAGAGGUCAAAAAUCUGCCUGAGAUUCGCAGGCUCUUGGAAGCUGUCCAACUACCCCGGGCAGUAGCUAUAGUACAUGUCCCCGGUCACCAGAAGGAAGAAGACCCUAAGGCGCGAGGCAAUCGUGCUGCUGAUGCGGCCGCUCGAGAAGCGGCUAGCCGGGACUAUGCCGCCCCCAUAUUAGCCGUGGGCCUUCCACCCCCUGGUAUGGGGACCUUGCCACCAGUUCCCGAAUAUUCCCUCCCUGAUCUCGCCUGGAUCAACAAGGAUACCACCCUCCAGAAAGAUGACCAAGAUGGAUGGUACCGAGACCAAAACAACAACCUGAUCUUGCCUGCCACCCUGGGUCGUCACCUGUGUGAACACCUGCACACAACUACGCACUUGGGAGAAAAAAAGACCCUAACACUUCUCCAGAUGGCCUGCCUGAGGUUCCCUCGACAAAAUGCAACUGUACGAGAGAUAAUUCAAGCCUGCGAAGCGUGCCAGCUGAUGAGGGCAGAGAAGAAGCAGCACUCGGGAACGAGGUCGACGGGAUUGGACCCUGGGUUCACUGCAAUCACGUGCGGCAAGCUACAUCGGAAGAGGUGGGAUGUCGGAAACAGAGAUCUAGUUAGCUUCACCUUCAAGGACCGUAGACACCAGGGGCCUCAGGUACGAGUACGAUUUAACCAGGAACGGGCGAAAAAAGAAAACCGCUGGACCUCAGGACUGACUUGGGGUUUUCAACUUCACGUAAAUUGGCCCGGCCCCUACCCAGGCGAGCUUUUAAUCAUUAAACAGGUUAUUGAGCCGGUGCAGGUACAUAGUUUAGGUCCCAAUCUGGUCAAAGCAUUACAGGGGCACAAGGCGACCCCCAAGCCAACCCCCUUCAGACCAAGCUUGCCAGGAACAUUUAACAUCUCUUCUACCCCGAGCCUCAGAGGCAAACUGACAGAAACCCCUGGCCCUCUGGCUGUUACCAUUAGCUCAGCAAUUCAGGACCCCCUAUGGGCCUUAGUGAAUGCAGCCUUUACGGUCAUAAACCAUACCAACCCUAAUGCAACCCAGUCCUGUUGGCUUUGUUAUAAUCUUCACCCCCCCUUCUAUGAGGCCAUAGGCCUCAAUGUCUCUUACCACUUAUCUUCAGGCCAGGACCCACCCCCAUGCCGAUGGGAAGAACGCAAGAGCCCACAAGGCACAACUGCCGAGCCCACGGCCGCAACCGCUAAGCUUGUGUGCCGCAACUACGAGGCCCGAGCACCGCAGCUAGAGAAAGCCCGCGCGCAGCAACGAAGAUGCCGCACCACGAAAAGCAAAGAAGUGAAUUACUGA